AUGGCACCGGAAUGGUCAAGGUCAGUGCUUCUCCUUAUUGUACAAACAUUAUCUCCCUUGUUUGUUUCCAAAUAUGCCACUAAUAAUGGCUCUCUUCAUAGGCUGGUUUUGCUGGUGACGAUGCACCAAGGGCUGUUUUCCCUAGCAUCGCCGGGUCGUCCUCGUCACACUGGUGUCAUGGUAGGGAUGGGACAGAAGGACGCCUAUGUUGGUGACGAGGCACAGUCCAAGAGAGGUAUUCUCACGCUCAAGUACCCGAUUGAGCACGAAAUCUGGCAUCACACUUUCUACAAUGAGCUCCGUGUUGCCCCCGAGGAGCACCCUGUGUUGCUCACUGAAGCUCCUCUGAACCCAAAGGCCAACAGGGAGAAGAUGACCCAGAUUAUGUUCGAGACUUUCAAUGUUCCAGCCAUGUACGUUGCGAUUCAAGCCGUGCUCUCCCUCUAUGCUAGUGGGCGUACUACUGGUAUUGUUCUUGACUCUGGUGAUGAGAGAUUUAGGUGCCCUGAGGUCCUCUUCCAGCCGUCCAUGAUUGGUAUGGAGGCUGCUGGAAUCCAUGAGACAACAUACAAUUCAAUCAUGAAGUGCGACGUGGAUAUCAGGAAGGACCUCUACGGCAACAUUGUGCUCAGUGGAGGUUCAACUAUGUUCCCGAUGUGGAUAUCAAAGGAGGAGUAUGAUGAGUCUGGCCCGGCAAUUGUUCACAGGAAGUGCUUCUAG
Molecule: messenger RNA, 720 nt
Organism: Miscanthus lutarioriparius
Lineage: Eukaryota; Viridiplantae; Streptophyta; Magnoliopsida; Poales; Poaceae
Source: the annotation of a GenBank genome assembly